Exophiala oligosperma is the source of this 927-nucleotide messenger RNA. RefSeq lists its product as uncharacterized. The transcript has a single exon. NCBI's taxonomy places the organism in Eukaryota, Fungi, Ascomycota, Eurotiomycetes, Chaetothyriales, Herpotrichiellaceae. The record is from RefSeq and is a predicted model, not a curated record. Bases 1 to 927 code for a protein of 308 amino acids.
AUGAAGUCGAUUUUUGGCUGGGUGCUCCUGGCAUCCACAUAUGGUGUUGCCUUCUCCGAGUUUGUUACCAAGAAGAAUGGUCUUCAAGUCGAUGUUUACCACCAACCGCCUGCAGGUGUUGUCUACCAGAACUCAACUGAUUCUUCUUUCUCACCGACUGCCUUCACCUUGAUCCACGGCGAACACGAUGCAAUUCUUGUCGAUUCUCCAGCAACGAUAGCUCAAGGUAAGGCCCUCGCACAGUGGAUCAAUCAAACGAUCCCUGGCAAGCAACUGAAAACGGUGUACAUCACACAUGGACACGGUGACCACUUCUUCACAGGACACAUCAUCCAACAGAGCUACCCCGGAGCCCAAGUGGUAGCGAAGAAAGACGUAUAUGACCAUAUGUUGCAACAAUAUGAGCCUGCUGUCUUCAAAAGUGUUUGGGCUUCAUUGUUUCCGGGAGGACAAGUUACCGAUACUCCAUUAGCUGCCAAAGUGUUGUCGCAAAAUGGGACAUUUCAUCUCGAAGGGCAUGUACUUCAAGCAGUCGAGGUUGGUCAAAGUGAUACUUACAACACUACUGCUUUACAUGUUCCGGACCUUGACCUCGUGGUUGGAGGAGAUGUGAUAUAUGGCCAUUGCCAUCAGCUGUUCGCAGAAGACUCAAGUCAUGAAUUGCGGCAGAAAUGGCUGAUCAGUCUGGAUGAAGCAGCUGCAUUGAAUCCGAAAGUCGUCGUCCCCUCUCAUAUGCAAGCUCAUGAUAGAUAUCAACCAAGCCACAUCAACGAAACGAAGCGGCAUAUACACUUCUGGGAACAACUCCUCGCCAAUUCGAGCAGCUGGCAAGAAUUGGAAGCCAAGGUGAAGAAGGCUUUUCCACUCCGCACUGGCAACUUUGUCCCUCGCUGGAGUUCACAGGCACCGUUCAGCGCGGCAUUUUAA